AUGGCAGCACUCGAUACCGAGAUGUGGGCAUGGUACGCCUUGACACUCCUCGUGGUCAUCUUCAGAAUGACUUCUCGUCGAAUGUUGUUGGGAUCAUUCAAGGGAAUGUUGGCAGAUGAUUACCUCAUGGCCUUGACAAUGAUCACAUAUACAGCCCUCCUUGCAGUCGUCAGCGUCCUCGGCCAUACACCAACCAACCUCAUCGACCCGGCCCUCAACUUGAAACUCACCCCCGAAGAUAUCAAGAUACGCGAAUACGGGUCGAAAUUGGUGCUCGUUACCGAACAUAUGCAGAUGAUUACUAUCUGGGGCGUCAAGGGAUGUUUAUUGUUCAUGUACAGCCGACUUACGCUGAGUUUGAAGCAAAACUUCUUGGUCAAGCUUGUAGCCGGAUAUGUGGUCGUCGGGUUCGUGGUUAUGCAGAUCUUGUGGUUCGCUGCUUGGUGUCGACCCUUUGACCAUUACUGGCAGGUUCCUCCAGAUGACUUGAACUGCUCAGCCGAAACGAACCACAUGAUUACCAACGCUGUCAUCAACAUCUCUUCAGACAUAAUGAUCAUUAUCCUUCCUAUGCCGGUCUUUCUACAGUCUCAACUACCACUCAAACGGAAGAUUAUUCUCUGUGGUAUCUUUGCACUGGGCAUCUUCACUAUCCUAGCAGCAACCAUGUCCAAGAUAUACAGUCUUGGUGAUCCCUACGGCACCGAAUGGUCAUACUGGUACAUCCGCGAAGUCUCAACCGCCGUUAUAGCCGCCAAUCUCCCUCUGACCUGGACACUCCUCCAACGCGUCUUCCGUCUCGGCUCUUUCAGCGCACGCUACGGUUACGGCAAAUCAUCCAACCAACGCACUGGUGAAGGAGCAUCGCGCUUCCGUUCUGCGUAUGGUAAUCUCAGCAGCAUGGAUCGACGACCCAAGCGACCUACUUACGUCGAACCUGGUAUGAGCUUGAACGAUAGUCAGGAAGAGAUCAACGGGAAGGAUAUACCGUUGAAGAUUUAUCAGAAGAAUGAGGUCACGGUCAAUAUCACGACGGAGGAGGUCAAAUCGGACCAAAGGGCGCCGUCACCACCUGGUCAGCCAGGAUUUUUGAGAGAAGCUGUUUCGCAUACAAGUACAGAAGGCGAUAGAUCAGCGAAUGAGAUGGAGCUUGGAGUUGUUACCAAGGUCUACCAUGGAGUUUAA
Molecule: messenger RNA, 1185 nt
Organism: Fusarium coffeatum
Lineage: Eukaryota; Fungi; Ascomycota; Sordariomycetes; Hypocreales; Nectriaceae
Exons: 6
Coding region: 1-1185 (394 amino acids)
Source: RefSeq, a predicted model, not a curated record